CACAAACUUAAUUCAAACUUUUUUUUUUUUUUUUUUUGGAAAAUAAAACCCAAGAAAAAUGGGAAGAUCUCCAUGCUGUGAUAAGGUGGGUUUGAAGAAAGGACCAUGGACUCCUGAAGAAGAUGAGAAGCUCUUGGCUUACAUUCAAGAACAUGGCCAUGGAAGCUGGAGAGCUUUGCCUUCAAAAGCUGGGCUACAAAGAUGUGGGAAAAGUUGCAGGUUGAGGUGGAUAAACUAUCUUAGACCUGAUAUAAAGAGAGGAAAAUUCACUCUUCAAGAAGAACAGACCAUAAUUCAGCUUCAUGCUCUCUUGGGUAACAGAUGGUCGGCCAUUGCCACACACUUAUCAAAAAGAACGGAUAAUGAAAUCAAGAAUUACUGGAAUACCCAUCUCAAAAAACGGCUGAUAAAAAUGGGGAUUGAUCCUGUUAGCCACAAGCCCAAAAACGAUACCCUUUUGUCCAACGAUGGUCAUUUCAAGAGCACAGCCAACUUGAGCCACAUGGCUCAGUGGGAGAGUGCAAGGCUCGAAGCUGAAGCCAGAUUAGUGAAACAAUCUAAGGUAUGUUCACUUACCUCUACAUUUGGACCACCUUCGAGCUCGAGGCACCUUGAGAUACAUAAUAAGGCAUGGAAUGGGAUUCUUGAUAACGGGAAUGGAAUUGGAGAUUCCGAAUCAUCAUCAUCCACACUUUCUACCAACAGACUCAAAGAUAACCCCUCAAGUUUUUACGAGUUAGUUGUUGGGGGUAGCAAUGAGGAGAGUUUACAUGAAGAAUACGAGGUAGUUCCGGAAUACAAAGAUCAGAAGAAUGGAAUGGGUCAAGGAGUUAAUGAGAUGACCAUACCUACCAUAGAUGAUAACACAUGGACGACUGAGCCAUUGCAAUCAAGCAACGAUAAUGACCAACAUGUGCCGAAUGGAAAUUUCUUGGAACAUUUUACAGAUCUUUUGUUAUGCAGUAAGAACAGCUUCAGUGAUCGUUGCAGUUUAACAAGAUCUGACAACAAUUCAGAUGUUGAUCUUGUUUGCAAUGACAAAAACGAUAGACCUACUCAUGAAAUUAUCGAUGACUGUUAUGAAGACAAGAACAAGAUUUAUUGGGAUAACAUUCUAAAUAUGGCAAAUGCUUCACCAUCUAAUCAUCCUAUGUUUUAGGAAAGAAUUCCUUUUAUGAUUGAGG
Messenger RNA from Lactuca saligna, 1184 nucleotides. NCBI's taxonomy places the organism in Eukaryota, Viridiplantae, Streptophyta, Magnoliopsida, Asterales, Asteraceae. The record is from the annotation of a GenBank genome assembly.